GGCUGUUGAUUUAGGCAGGAACGCGCCGUUGCAUGUUUAGCUCCGGCUUUGGACCACCCAAGUUCCUUCGCUUGCGGGAAUGGACCAUCUCACGAGAAUGGCGUUCGGAAUGAGGCCGUUUGAUGCCUAGAAUCCUUUCAGGGGCAGUUGUUAUAAAAUCUUGGCAAUCUGUCGAUACAGUGGUUGAGCAAAUAGAGCCUCACUUGUCGCGUAUCAAACUCCUUGUGUCGAUCUAUCACGUUCAAUCGCUUUCAAGAUUCAGUCGCUUCAAGAUGUCGUCCCUCGCUAAGUUUAUCGCGGCUGCUGCCGUUGGCAUCGCCAUGUCACCAUUCGUCUCAGCCGCCGGGAACGUCACGGUCAAGGAGCUUACCGGUGGCUGCUCCGCGUACCCGGGCUACGACGCUUCUGCCGGCCAAGCGGGGCCGUGGUCCAUGCAAGUAAAGGAUACCGACGGCGGUGUCCUCGACAAUCACGGGUUGACCGCCAUUUACUCUCGCGGCUCGACUGGCAUCCGAUGGGGAUACAUGGCCGCACUUGACAAAGCCGCUGUUGCGCAGAUCCCGCUGCAGUGUGUCGACGGCCAAGGCAUUCAGGGCCGUGUGCCCACUGGCGUCUCGGGCUAUACCUGGGAGAACCUCGCGGUCGCAGAGAUUCCGUACGACGCUCUACUCAUGUACUUUGUCAACGGCACCGAGGUCAAGCCGUAUUCGCAUUACACGCUCAACGGCACGCAGAUCGACGGAGUCUUCCUGGGAUCUGAGGGCUAUACGACGUGGGGUUUCAAGAAGGAGACAACUUCUGAUCAAGGAACUUUUUGGGAGGCCAGAUUAUUGGGCGCCAACAGUGAAGAUCCUUCAACCGGCAAACCGCUGUUUGAUGGGGAGAUUACUGGCUUUCUUAAAGUUUAUGGCUCUUGAACUCUCGGCUUAGCACUUCCGGUGGGAGAUGCCACCACAUUCUUACGCGUAAAUUAGGGAGUUCGGCGAGGCAAGUCAUCCGACAUGUUGAUGUUCCGACUGAAAGGGCCGAACACACCAACUAUCCGGUCUUGGCCGUACCUACUACGUGCUAUUGUUUCUUCUUUUUCUUCCAUCACGUUUUCAUGUUCAUUCUUUCAUCCAAUGAUGUGCCGCUUGGGCCGCGGGUGAGAGUCAAGAUGCCACAAAUAGAAGGUUUCGAAACAUUACAGAUUGUCCGCACUUGGACCGCAU
This is a messenger RNA of Colletotrichum scovillei, 1211 nucleotides long. RefSeq lists its product as uncharacterized. Lineage: Eukaryota; Fungi; Ascomycota; Sordariomycetes; Glomerellales; Glomerellaceae. The transcript is spliced from 2 exons. The coding region runs from base 123 to 917 and encodes 264 amino acids. The record is from RefSeq and is a predicted model, not a curated record.